Molecule: messenger RNA, 411 nt
Organism: Rosa rugosa (rugosa rose)
Lineage: Eukaryota; Viridiplantae; Streptophyta; Magnoliopsida; Rosales; Rosaceae
Exons: 2
Coding region: 1-411 (136 amino acids)
Source: RefSeq, a predicted model, not a curated record
AUGUCAAAUCUCAACAAGCUUGACUUUGUUGCUUUGGAAGUUUCCGGAAGGAACUAUCUCAAGUGGACCCAAGAUGUCAAGCUUCAUCUGACUGCAAAUAAGAUGAGAUCAACGAUUAUUGCUGACAACAUCACCCCUGAAGACAUGAAGGCAAGGGCUAUGAUUUUCAUCAGGAAACAUAUGGAAGAAGCACUCAAGGUGGAAUAUUUAGCUGAAGAGGACCCAAGAUCUCUUUGGGUCGCUCUAGAAGAGCGAUUCAACCAUCAAAGAGCCAUCUACUUGCCGGAAGCAAGACACGAUUGGCAGAACAUACGCUUCCAGGAUUUCAAGACUGUCAAUGAGUAUAACUCUGAAAUCUGCCGGAUUCGCAACAAUACAGGGAAAGAAACUUUGCUAGAUUCUCUGAAUUAA